AUGAUAUCAACUAGUGGACUUAAACGUAAAUCAUCUUCAUCAUUAGAUAAUAGUAAUGUAAUAACAACACCUAAUCAUAAUUCAAUAUCAACAUUAACAAAGAGAUUCCGUGGUAUUGCUUAUGAUGGAAAGAACAAUCAGAAUGAACAUCGAAUGUCAUUAUUAUCAUCAAAAAUUAAAUCUGAACAAGAAUCGAAAAAGAUGAUGAUUAUCAACGGUACACAAAAUAAUACUUAUAAACGAUUAGAUGAAUCUGAAAUGACACCACAUAUGCUUACUGAAUAUCGUCGUCUUCAACAUGAAUUACAAUGUCAAGAGGCUCUACUUGUUCUUAUGCAAAAGCUUAAAACAAAUCAAAGACUUAUAUCACAAACAAAUAACAAUAAUAAUAAUAAUAAUGGUAUAAAACCACGAACAACGACAUCAACAACAACGCCAGCAACAGCAACAAAACUAAAUCAACAAUUAUCAUCAAUAACAGAUGGAAAAAUUCCAUUAACAGCAACUAAACAACAAUCAAUUAAUUCAAAUCGAUCAACACCAACAAAACCACCUCAUCCGAAUCAAUAUACUGUUAAUCGUUCAAAUAAUAAUUCACAAAUAUCCCAACAACAAUCAUCAAAAAAUUCUCUAUCGACACCUCAGGCUACUCGUCAGUCAAAUAAUAAUAAUAAUAAUAAUCAUAGUACUAAUAAUACCGCAUUACCAGCAGCCGCAACGCGUAUAUCAUCAACAGUACCUACAUCAGCGACAAAAAAUUCUUCUGUUACAUCAACUACAAGCAGUUCAUCAAAAAGUAAUGGUGUUGCUGCUGAACAACAUUUAUUAAAUGCUAAAUUAGCAUUACGUAAACAACUCGAACAAACUUUAUUACAGAUUCCAACACCUAAACCGUCCAUAUGUGAUUUAACAUUUAUUCCUGGUGUUAAUGGUUGGUCUGAAUUUCUUACUUUUCUUGGACUUGAACAAGCACUUAAUACAUACUCAGAUAUUGUUAUUCGUCGUAAUCCAUCUGAAAUUUCAAUGAAUUUGCCAUAUGUAUGUGCCCAAUGUGGUACGGAUUGGUCUGUAACAUGGCAUGAAAUGUCAUCGAAUAGUGAUACAAAUUCUGAUGAAAAAAUUUUAUGUGAUCGUUGUACAAAAACAUCACAGAAGAAAUUACUUAAACAAGAUCAUUCAAAUCGUUUACGACAAGCAUUUAUUAAAGCAUUACAACAAGAGAAAGAACUUGAUGCUAAAUUUCAACAUCAAUCAUCGCCAUCAACGGCGACAAUAACUACGACUACUACGCCAACUACAAAUAAUACCGUCACACCGACAACAGUUAAACAAUCGUCAUCUUCUCAACAACAUAGUAGUAAACAUACGCAUCAAACAAAUAAACAUUCGAAUAAACCUUUAUCAACAAAAACAAGUUCACAUCAUCAUCACCAUCAUAAUAAUAAUAAUAAUAAUAGUACACAUAAUAAUAAUCAUCAUUCUCAUUCACAUCAUCAUCACCAUCAUCAUCAUAGUGGGAAAAGUAAUAGUAGUAGUUCAUCGAAAAGUCAUAAUGCUAAUCUUUCAACAAUUCCAACAUUAACUCCAACACCAGCUGAAACAUUAGCAUCAACAUUAGCUGCAUUACAAACAAAUGAACAAAUGGAAUUUUUUCAAAAACAUUUUUUAUCCAAUAUGCUUCCGUAUGCUGUUGCUAAUCAAGCAGCAGCACUUGCGGCUAAAUCAAGUCAACAACAACAACAACAAGCAGCUUUAGCAGCAUUACCAGCAAUGGCUGCUUCACUUAUGCGUCAACCAAAUCCAGCUCAAUAUUUACUUGAUAUGAUACCACAAGCAGCUAAACAACAACAUCAUCAUCAUUCGAAAUGA
This is a messenger RNA of Adineta steineri, 1869 nucleotides long. The record is from the annotation of a GenBank genome assembly. Lineage: Eukaryota; Metazoa; Rotifera; Eurotatoria; Adinetida; Adinetidae.